Messenger RNA from Trichoderma asperellum CBS 433.97, 804 nucleotides. The record is from the annotation of a RefSeq genome assembly. Lineage: Eukaryota; Fungi; Ascomycota; Sordariomycetes; Hypocreales; Hypocreaceae.
AUCUUGCUUGACUCGCUGUUUGUGUGUGGUUUGCCAUCCCUGGGGCGAUCCCCAGGCGUGGCAUGGCGCAAAAAGCCAAUCUCCAUCUCCAUACAUGCACAGACACUACCUAUACAUGUACCCGGAGCUAUCUUUUGCGCUGGCGCUCUACCUGCAAGAUUCGCCCAAGACGGUAAGUGCUGGCGACGCCGGCGCGGGCGGGAAGACAUCCGCAGCGCUGGCUGGGUUUUUGCUUCAGCUGCUUGAUUUUGUCUCAUCGUGUUGUUUGCUUGCUGAUGCUGCCGCUGCUUCAUCUACACGAGAGUGCUUGGAGGGUACAUGCAGGUACCCAGUACAUGUACUUUGCGUGCAUGUAUGGGCUGAUAUGCUUGUAGCACCUAAUCUCGAGCGCCGCCCCCCUCUUUACAUGCAGAAGGCGCGUUUCUUCGACAAGUCCGCUGUAAAAGCGCUGUAAGAUUGACGCUAUAAUACGGAGAGCUGCUGGCCUGAUUCGUCCACACGCGCUGUAAAAAUGAGCACGCACGCCUGAACAUCGAUUUCGGGCGCGCUGAAAGCGCCCUCCAAGAUCGAAUCCGGGUCGUCCAUGCAGGUAACUGAUUUCAUAUCAAGCACCACGCAGCUCGUAUCGCAAACCUUGAAACCAGCUUGAUUGGAAAUUCCCUCCAUCUCUUUUGGCCCGGUCUUGUCCUUGGAAGGCGCUGUUGUUGAUUUCAAGCAUCGUGUCCAUCUGACGCAGCAAAGCACCAAAGGCCCGGAUAUCAUGUAGAAGAAGGCGUGCUUCGUAUGUGCAUACAUCUCAUACAU